Molecule: messenger RNA, 2703 nt
Organism: Selaginella moellendorffii
Lineage: Eukaryota; Viridiplantae; Streptophyta; Lycopodiopsida; Selaginellales; Selaginellaceae
Product: pentatricopeptide repeat-containing protein At2g33680
Exons: 4
Coding region: 1-2703 (900 amino acids)
Biological process (GO): RNA modification
Molecular function (GO): protein binding; RNA binding
Source: RefSeq, a predicted model, not a curated record
AUGAUGGUCUUGUUUCAAUGGAGGUUAAUGUUGCUGCUGCUCAAGUCCAAGGACAAGGGUGAAGAUGUGUUUGUGGCCAUGAUGUUUGCUUUUGGGUAUGUGAUGAAGUUGGCCAUACUUAUCGGUUUUGUUAGCAUUUUCUGGAUUAGCAACCUCCAUUUCCUAGGUGGAGACCUUGGCGUUAACAAUGUCCUAUUGGUGGAUGCUUUUGAUAUUGGUGUUGGAAGUGUGUUGAUGCGAGAGAGCCCAAAUGUGCCUGCCGGGCAGCGCGAAUCGUACAAAGCUUUGCUGCCGGAGCUGCGAUCUCCAGAUCAAGCACUUCCACACUUUCAUCAAACCCCGCCUCCAAGUUCUGCGGGGAUAGGUGUGGGAUUCUCACUUUCAAUCAACCUGAGACGUGUCUCGGGAAGAGCAAGAAGGUUUUUCUGCUCUUGCGCUGGAUAUGGAGAUAGAGCCGCGAGACCGAGCCACAGUGAUGUUAGCGAGAGGCUGGAUCGCCUCGAGAAGCGAGGAGUUGCUGCGGAUUUCUCCACCUACAUGGAUCUCCUUCGCGCCUGCGCAAGCUCCAGAGAUCUCCCGCAGGGCAAGCGCCUCCACGCCCAGAUCAACAGCGCGGGCGCCGGCGGCGACACCAUUCUCGGGAAUCUCCUCGUGAGAAUGUACGGGAAAUGCGAAGCUCUGGACGACGCCAUCGCCGCAUUUGAGUCCAUCGAGCAUCCAAACGUCUUCUCCUGGAGCAUUCUCGUCACUGCGUAUGCCGAGAAUGGGCAUUUGCGAGAGGCGCUGGAUCUUCUCGGAAGCAUGGAUCUCCACGGCGUCAAGGCCAGCCAUGUCACGUUUAUCAAUCUCCUGGGCGCCUGCACCCUGGCAAUGGAUCUCGCCCGGGGUGAGCGCCUCCACGCCCGGAUCGAGGCAAGCGGGUUCGAUCUGAGUGGAAAUCUCGGCACGGCGCUGGUGAGCAUGUAUGCCAGGUGCGGCGGCCUCGAUCGAGCUCGGGAUCUCUUCGACCGGAUGAGAAAGCGGGAUAUUAUCGCCUGGAACGCGAUGAUCGCAGCGUAUUCUCUUCACGGCCGUGGAGAUCUAGCGCUGGAGCUGUAUUACCGGAUCGAACCCGCGGGGCUGGCGCCCGAUCGAUCGACGUUCUUGAGCAGUCUUGUAACCUGCGAAUCGAUCGAUUCGGUGAAGAGACUCCAUGGCGACCUCGCCGCUCGCGGCCUCGAGCGUGAAGCCCUAAUCGGGAACACGCUGGUGAGCACGUACGGGCGGUGCGGCAGCCUGGACGAGGCCAUGGCGGUAUUCGUGGGCAUGCCGUACAGGAACGGGGUGACGUGGGGCAUUCUGAUUGGAGCUCAUGCUCAGCAUGGGAAGGCCAAGGAAGCGCUGCGUUUGCUCAAGCUCAUGGAUUGCGAAGGCGUGAGGGCGAUGGAGAACACAUUCUUGACUGCGCUGAGCGCUUGCUCCAGCGCGGAGUUCCUGGAGGAUGGGAGGAGAAUUCACGAGAGGAUCGCCGCCGCGGGCAGUGGAGUGAUCGACGAGAGCUCCACCCGGUUGAGCAAUGCGCUGGUGACGAUGUAUGGCAAAUGCGGGAGCUUGAUCGAUGCCGAGAGCGUCUUCAAUUCGUUGCAGUGCAGGACGAUCGUGUCGUGGACGUCGCUGAUCGCCGCGUAUGCCCAGCAUGGAUUCCCCCGGAGAGCUCUCCAGAUCUUCAAGCAAAUGGACGCGGAAGGGACGAAGCCCGACGAGAUCGCGUUCUUGAGCGUGCUGGAGGCGGUGUCAAACACGCCGGAAUUGAUCGAGGAAGGGAGGAGGAUCCACGAAGAAUACGAUCAGAGCAAUAGAAUCCACGAGUCCCAAAGCGUGGAGACGGCGCUCAUUGACAUGUAUGGCAACUGCGGUAGCAUCGAGAGCGCCUGGAGAGUAUUCGAUCGAAUGGGCGACGAGCGGAGGGACGAUGUGAUCCCGUGGACGUCGAUGAUCACAGCUUGCGCUCACCAGGGUCACGGUGAUCAAGCCCUGCUGCUACUGAGUAGAAUGGAGCUCCAAGGGAUCCAUCCCAACCAGCUGACGCUGGUGAGCGCGCUGGAUGCGUGCGAGGACCUGCGAGAAGGGCGGAAGAUCCAUGCCGCCAUCGCCGCCAAGGGGCUCUCAAGCAGCGUGAUCCCGGGCACCGCGCUAGUCAACAUGUAUGAUCGCUGCGGCGCCCCCGCCAGCGUGAGGGCGGCGUUCGAGGAGAUCCGGGGCAAGAACUCCAUCUCCUGGAACGCGAUCAUCGGGGCCUACGCUCACCAGGGUGACCUGCGCGAAUCGAUGGACCUACUGCAAAGAAUGGAUCAAGAGGGCGUGGCGCCGAAUGUGAUAAGCUUCACCUGUGUGCUCUUCGCAUGCGCGCAUGCCGGAUCGAUCCGAGAGGCCCGCCGCCAGUUCCAUCUCAUGAUCGGGGACUACUCUAUCGAGCCACUGGAGGACAACUAUGGCUGCCUCGUCGAUCUUCUCGGCCGCGCUGGGCGCCUCGAUAGGGUUGAGGAGCUCAUUCAAACCAUGCCCAUUUGGCCAUCUCCCGCCCAAUGGAUGAGCCUCUUGGGCGCUUGCCACAUCCACGGUGACGUACACCGGGGUGUACGGACAGCCCAAAAGGCCCGGAGCUUGGACCAUGGCCACUCCUCGGCGUACGUCGUGAUGUCCAACCUCUGUACGGUCAGAUGA